CUGUCAGCUUAAGUUUUUAGGUUGAACUGGUUUGUGUAUACAACUUAAUAGUGUCUAGCACAUGUCACUGAGCUGCGCAUGUUUAUUAGGUCCUGUUUGAAACCUAAUAGUUAUCUCCUAAAAUUAGUUGUAGAGGUUCCAAACACUUCUAGCUAAUACUCCAUCUCACUGUUAGCUAACUCACAACUAACAAUUAGUUCACUAAUUGACUCAAUCUAUCUAAUAAUUUGUUAGCUGACUAACUAUUAGCGAGCCUAGCUUAGACCCUGUUUGGAACCUCUAGAACUAAUAGUUAGUUACUAAAAAUUAGUUAUUGGGUUCCAAAUAGUCAUAGCUAAUACCAUGGCUAAUAGUUAGGAAUGACAAUUUAACCCGCAAACUCGAAACCCGACGAGUGCAGGUACGGGUGAAGAUUUUGACCCACAGGUCCAACCCACACCCGACCUAAAAUUUUGUUUAUUCAUUAUUUUGCAUAAUAAUGAUUAAGAUAUAAUAUUAAUCAUUUUGAAUAAGUAACUUGGCUAAUGAUUCAUGAAGUGUUUUGUUGCUAUUUAACAUGAGAAUGCUUAAAAUCCAUAGAUAUAACUGAAUUAUUGUUGAUAUUUAAUCCUUAUCUGGUGCACACUAGACACGCCGAUGAUAUACCAAUUCUAAACAAGAAUGACCCAUGUCAGGUGGCACAUAUCCUAUGCACACUAGACAUAUCUGGUGCCUCUAUUGCACUAUCAACUCCCUUGUUUCAAACACUUUUUGAGUUGGGUUUUAUCUCAAACUUCUCAUGGGUUUUCAUGGACAAUUAUUGCACUGUCGUCUCGCUCUAACAUCGUCAUUAGUCACUCUUCAUGUGUGAAUUCAACAUCUCCAUGACAUGUCAUUUGUACUUUCCUCCUUGGCCUCUUGAAUUAUUAAAAAAUCAACCCUUCCAUUUGAAUUCCUCAAUUCUGCAAAUUUCUUUAUUCAUAAUCCUCUUAUAUUUCAUUCUUUUUCAACAUUUCUUCUACCUCAAACACCAAUUCAGCAAGAAUAACUCUCAAAUUGGAAACAAAACAUGUGUUGGUUAGAUGGUUUGAAAAAUACAAGCAUUCAAAGAUCAUCGAAUCAAACUAUUUCUUCAUUGAUAAAUAGUCACAACAUCCCAAAAAGUGUAAUUCUUAUUUUUCGAUGAGUUAAAUAAUUUUAAGUAUGACCAAAUCUCUUAAAAAUGGUAGCAUUUUUAUGAUGUCAAAUAAGUAUUAUCAGAUGAAUGGUAAAAAUAAUUUUAUAGCAAACCUAUUUGAAAACAUAAAUGUUAUGGUAUGUUUUUUUUAAAACUUAGUCGAGCUUAGAAAAACUUAGGCCCUGUUUGGUUCCCUUAGUCACUAGACUAAAUUUUAGUGACUAAAGAUAAGUCGCUAAAGUACUCCGUUUGGUUCUAGUGACUAAACCAGACUAAAUAGCAUUAAUUGCUGUGAAUAAUGACUAUUUUACUCCUAUUAAUUAAUGGAUGUUUGCUAUAAGAAGAAAGUGGAGAGGACAAAUAAGGUAAAAAUACUACUUUAGUCCUUUUUAGUCACCCGUUAGUGACUAAAGAACUAAAGUUUAGUCACUCCAUUUUAGUCAUCAUGUUUGCUUUUUUAGAGACUAAAAGUGACUAAACUUUAGUCACUAAACUUUAGUCACCCUAAACCAAACAGGGCCUUAGUUUAGUCCAAUUAUAUUGUUUUUGGGCAGAUCUUAGUGUCUGCAUUUAUUCAUACAGCUGGGGCAGUUGUUGCAUUUCAUGCAUUUUUUAAUCAUUUUUUUAAUAUUGUGGCACUCCGAGAGUUGUUUUUUUUCUUUCUAUUUUUAGUUGUGCGUGGAUACUGUAUGAUUGACAGCUACGUGCCGCAAGCCUGGCACACUUGUGGCCAACUUCAUUUAGGAAUACCAAGAAAGGCGCUUCAGACUAGGCGAGAUUAUGGAGCUAAGAUUAGUGCUUGACGACGAAUUUCAAUAGCCCCAAACUUUUGUGCUGGAGUUUUUGGCGACCAAGGGAAGCCAUCAAAUAAUAAUCUCGACCAAUGGCGGCACCAACGGUGGUGCUCAUCCCGUUCUGCGUCACCGGCCACCUGACGUCCAUGCUCCAAGCCGGCAAGCGGAUGCUGAUGAGCGGCGGCGGCGACCUGGCCAUGUCGCUCACCGUGCUCCUCGCGCCACUGCCGAUGGCCAGGUUCGCGCACAUCGUAGAGCGGGAGGCCACCUCGGGCUCGGGGUUCGACAUCCGCUUCCACCGCCUCCCUGACGUGGAGCUCCCCGCCUUCUCCGGCCCGGAGGACAUGAUCUCCAGUUUCAUCCAGCUGCAGGCGUCCAACACCAAGGCGGCCAUUGCCGGCCUGGCAAGCCCCGUCGCCGCCGUCGUCAUGGACUACUUUUGCACCACGCUGUUCGACGUCGCCCGCGAGUUGGCACUGCCGGUGUACGUGUACUUCACGUCCCCGGCCUCCAUGCUCGCGCUCAUGCUGCGGUUGCCGACGCUGGACCGGGAAGUUGCCGGGGAUUUUGGGGAGGCGGAAACGGCGUUCAACGUGCCUGGUAUGCCGCCGGUGCCAGCGGCUUUCCUGCCGAAUGCCGUGAUGAAGAGGGAUUCGGGCUACACGUGGAGCAUGUACCACGCUAACCGGUUCAUGGAGGCCGCCGGCAUCAUCAUCAACACGGUGGCGGAGCUCGAGCCGGAAGCCCUCGCGGCCGUCGCUGACGGCCGGUGCAUGCCCGGGCGCCGCGCCCCGACCAUCUACCCGAUCGGUCCCGUGAUCGCCUUUGAUCCGCCUGCCGAGCAGCCACACGAGUGCCUGCGCUGGCUGGACGCGCAGCCGCGUUCGUCCGUGGUCCUGCUCUGCUUCGGCAGCAUGGGCAACCUGUCCGUGCCGCAGGUGCACGAGAUCGCUGAGGGCCUGCAACGCAGCGAGUACCGGUUCCUGUGGGUGCUCCGUGGCCCGCCGCCAGCCGGGUCGCCGUACCCGACCGACGCCAACGUGGACGAGCUGGUGCCGGGUGGUUUCCUGGAGAGGACCAAGGAAAGGGGCCUCGUGUGGCCGAGAUGGGCGCCGCAGAAGGAGAUCUUGUCGCACCCCUCCAUCGGGGGCUUCGUGUCGCACGGCGGGUGGAACUCGACGCUGGAGAGCCUGUGGCACGGCGUGCCGCUGGUGGCGUGGCCGCUGUACGCGGAGCAGCACAUGAACGCGUUCAUGCUUGUGGCGUCCCUGGGCGUCGCCGUGGCGAUGGAGGUGGACAGGAAGCGGGGCAACUUUGUGGAGGCCGCGGAGCUGGAGCGCGCGGUGCGGACGCUGAUGGGCGCGUCGGAGGAGGGGAGGAAGGCGAGGGCGAAGGCCGCUGAGGCCAAGGCCGCGUGCCGGAACGCCGGAGAGGAAGGCGGGUCGUCGUGUGCCACGUUGCAGAGACUGAUGUGCGAGAUUUCGCGACACCGAGGGGGGUGAAGGCUGCGUACGAGGAUGUUCCGUAGAUUGCUUGGUUAACAUUUUUUUUAUAAAUCUGAAAAUAUGAUGAGCACGAAGCCAAAUACAAUAUUUAUUUUAAAAUAGAAGAAAUAUACUGUCUAUAUUCUAAAAUAAUUAUCGCUAUAAUAUUUAUGUUAGAUAAAUUAUUUGAGCAUUAUAUAGAGAACUCAUAAAAAAUAUUAUUUAACUUGCUCUAAAAACAGAGAACUCAUAACAGAAUACAUGUACACCAUUGGAUGGCUGGUGGACAGAGCCUCCUGAUUGAACUCUGUGGGCAUCACUUUCCCGGGUGCACCGCGCCUUCGACGAGCGCAUCACAGAGCCUCUGCAACGACAUGUUCGAUGAUCCGCCCUCCUCCAUUGCCUUCCGGCACGCGGCUUUUAUCUCCAUGACCUUGUCCCUAACCUUCCUCGCUGUCUCGCCGUCGCACAUCAGAGCUUUAACCGCUCGCUCCAGCUCGGUCGCCUCCACGAAAUUCUUCCUCUUCCUUUCCACGUUCAGCGCCACGGCGACGCCCAUGUCGGCCACCAGCGUGAACGCGUUGUAGUGCUGCUCGGCGCCAAGCGGCCAUGGCACCAUCGGCACGCCAUGCCAGAGGCUCUCGAGGACCGAGUUCCAGCCACAGUGCGUGACGAAGCCUCCCACGGCGGCGUGGGCGAGUAUCUCCUUCUGCGGCGCCUUGGUAGGCCACACGAGCCCUCUAUCCUUCGUCCUCGCCAAGAAAUCCGCCGGAAGCAGCUCCGCGAGGUUCCCGUCCGAGGGCAACUUCGUGCCGGGCUCCGGCGUCCCGCGCAGCACCCACAGGAAUCGAUGCCCGCUGCGGUCCAGGCCGUGCGCUAUCUCGUGCGCUUGGGGCGCCGUGAAGCAGCCACCGCUGCCGAAGCAUAGGAACACCACGGAGCUCGGAGGCUGCGAGUCGAGCCAGCGCACGCACUCCUGCGCCUGCUGCUCGGCGGGCGGGGUGGAGGGGAUCACCGGCCCGAUCGAGUACACCGGAGGUGCCGGGACACCACGCGUGCACCGCCCGUCGGCGAUGGCCGCGAGGACGCGCGGCUCGGCCUCGGCAAUGGUGUUGACGAUGAUGCCUGCUGCUUCCAUAUAGCGCCUGCCGUUGUACAGGAACCAGCGAUAGGUCGGGAUCUUUCUGUUCUCCAGCCCCGUCGGCAGGCAGGACGCCGGCACCGGCGGCAGCCCUGGCACGUCCACUCCGCCUUCCAUUUGCUCGAACUCGACCUCGACGGCUACCUCCUCGUCGAGCGUCGGGGAGCGCAGCAAGAGCGCGCACAUCGCGGCGCUGGUGAUCAGGUACACGUAGGCCGGCACGCCGAGCUGGUGCGCCGCGUCGAACAGCGCCGUGCAGAAGAUGUCGACAACGACGCCGGCCACCGGGCACGUCAACCCGGCGACGGCCGCCUUGACGUGGGGCGAGUACAGCUGCACGUAGCGGGAUAUGUACUCCUCGAUGCCCGAGUGGUCGGUUGGGGGUUCCACCGCUGGCAGAUGGUGGAAGCGGAUGGCGAGGCCGGAGGCUUCCUGCUGGCGUAUGUGCUCGGUGAUCUCGGACGCCCGCUUCGCCUCUGCAGGCAACGGCAUUACGAGCACGGUGACGGUGAGGGGCAGUGCGCUGCGUGCGAGCAGCCGCUUGCCGACCUCGAGCAUUGGUACGAAGUGGCCAAUGCCCCAGACGGGCACCAGAACGAUGGUCGGGGUAGCAGCCAUUGCUGGAUCGACGUUUCUAGUGCGGCAAGAAACAGGAUGUGUGAGGGAAGUGGCUAACGAAGUAA
Molecule: messenger RNA, 5258 nt
Organism: Zea mays
Lineage: Eukaryota; Viridiplantae; Streptophyta; Magnoliopsida; Poales; Poaceae
Product: anthocyanidin 5,3-O-glucosyltransferase
Exons: 1
Coding region: 2040-3452 (470 amino acids)
Molecular function (GO): UDP-glucosyltransferase activity
Source: RefSeq, a predicted model, not a curated record